AUGUCUUCUCGUCAGGAUCCAGGCGUUGUUGAUGAGAUGGCAGACAGCGACAUGGAAUAUUUCUUCGAUUUCGAAGCCUAUUUUCGCCACGAAAAUGCUGUCGACCAGGUACCCGUUGAGAGCGCCUUGGGUGUCCUGGAAGCCAAAGGAGCAGGGCCCGACCCAUCCGAACAGGUUCCCACCAAUGAUCCCGCUGCCCGGGAUAUGGGCACGGUUCCCCACGCCCAGAUGCAGCCUGGCAGGGCGCCUGCCCCACAAUUGCCUGAUCCCCGCUAUUCGGGGACUGGGAAGAGAGACCUCGAGCGCCAUCGUGAGUACGAGCACGGCGGGUCGACGCCGCAUGUCUGCCAGCACGAUGGCUGCGCCAACAUUGGGAAGGACUUUAAGAGAGCGGACAGACUGAAGGCGCAUGCGUUGGCUUGUCAUCGUUAG
This is a messenger RNA of Canariomyces notabilis, 432 nucleotides long. RefSeq lists its product as uncharacterized. The record is from RefSeq and is a predicted model, not a curated record. Lineage: Eukaryota; Fungi; Ascomycota; Sordariomycetes; Sordariales; Chaetomiaceae. The coding region runs from base 1 to 432 and encodes 143 amino acids. The transcript has 2 exons.